AUGGAGGCAGGCAGAGGAAUAUACAACGUCGACUUGGAGGUCAUGGCGUAUUGGUGGCGGAGGGUAUUCUGGCCUAUCGUCAUCGACAUGAGCACGAAGCUUCUGGGUCGCUAUCCGAACCUGGAGGCCUUAACGUUCCCGAUCAAGUCCGAUCAAGUAGGCGUAACAUGGCGGCCAGCUUUCUUGGCUGCACAGCAAAAGACGAAGGAGCAUCGAAUUGCGUUCGCAUCAAGAUGGCUAGCGAUUAACUGCCCCAUGAAGGAUGAACGGAUUCGCCAGGUGCUGCAUCUGGAGAUCAUGCCGUCGACCAGCCUCUCGAAAGAAGACUUCGAGGGUUCACGAUUAUACAUUAUGGAUGAGGAAGACGAGUGGGAUGGGGCUGAGCUUGCCGAGGCUUUUCAGGAAAUGAAGAAUUACUUGACGCGGCAAACUUGA
Messenger RNA from Didymosphaeria variabile, 435 nucleotides. RefSeq lists its product as uncharacterized. The record is from RefSeq and is a predicted model, not a curated record. The transcript is spliced from 2 exons. Lineage: Eukaryota; Fungi; Ascomycota; Dothideomycetes; Pleosporales; Didymosphaeriaceae. The coding region runs from base 1 to 435 and encodes 144 amino acids.